Nanorana parkeri is the source of this 1367-nucleotide messenger RNA. RefSeq names its product WW domain binding protein 4 (gene WBP4). The record is from RefSeq and is a predicted model, not a curated record. Gene Ontology annotation, biological process: mRNA splicing, via spliceosome. The transcript has 11 exons. Gene Ontology annotation, molecular function: RNA binding; zinc ion binding; protein binding. Lineage: Eukaryota; Metazoa; Chordata; Amphibia; Anura; Dicroglossidae. Bases 121 to 1260 code for a protein of 379 amino acids. Gene Ontology annotation, cellular component: nucleus; precatalytic spliceosome.
CCCCGACGUAGUAUGGCUCUAUCGGCUUCCGUACCUUUCACUGGCGUUGUUGAAGUUGAUCGGUGGUGUGUGUUGGAAAUGUUCAGGUGAUCGGAGGAGGAAAGACACAAGGAAGCCAACAUGGCUGACUACUGGAAAUCUCAGCCUAAGAAAUUUUGCACAUAUUGCAAGUGUUGGAUUGCUGACAAUAAGCCGAGUGUUGAGUUCCACGAGCGGGGCAAAAACCACAAAGAAAAUGUCAUCAAGAAAAUCAGUGAGAUCAAACAGAAAAGUAUGGCCAAAGCCAAGGCAGAUGAAAAGAUGUCAAAGGAAUUUGCUGCAAUGGAGGAAGCUGCAUUGAAGGCAUAUGAAGAAGAUCUGAAGAGGCUCGAGGGCACAAAACCAGCUCCUGUAGGUCCAACAAUUGAGGAGAGAAGAGCGCGUGAUGAGCAAAAAAGGAAAGAGAUAGAAGCUCUAGAAAAACAUCAUGCUAGAAAACGGUGGACAAAGGCAUUUUCUCCAGAAGGAUUCACAUAUUACUACAAUGAAUUGACUGGAGAGACUCAGUGGGAAGAGCCAGAUGGAUUCCAGGAGAACAAGAACAAGUCUGAAGAGCAAGGAGCCAAACCUGUUUGGGUAGAAGGUGUAUCUGAAGAGGGUUAUACGUACUACUACAAUAAUGAAACAGGAGAAUCCAAAUGGGAGAAUCCAGAAGGUUUUGAUGCUUUGCCACCUACAGAAGACCAGGAACGCACCCCGGACAAGCAAGACACAACUGUAGAGGAGGAGGCUGGCAGUGUGGAGCAAAAAUCUGAGGCAACAUCUGAUGAGUCCAACCCAUCAGAGGAAGCAACACCAGCACCUUCAGUAUCAAAAACUAAAAUCAAUUUCCGGAGUAAAAAGGAAGAGAAAAAAGAAGACACACUUGAAUCUGAUAUUAAAGAAGAAGACACUGAAGUCAAGCAGGAGACGGAAGAGAAGGGUUCCUCCCUGCAGCUUCCCAAGCAAAGGCCAAAAAAGGCGAAUCCAUAUGGGGCAUGGGAGCAAGUUAAAGAGGAGGAAGAUCCAUAUGAGAAUGUGGAUUUAGAGCUUCCAAAUUUUGAUUAUGAUGAUGAUCUACAAGUCUCAGUACCUGAUCUCCCAGAAGAGCCAAAAGUGAAGUUCAAGGAAAAGACCAUCACCACCCUUGGGGACACAGCAGCUGGAGUUUCUGUUUUCAAGAAAAGGAAGCUGGAAAAUGUAAAACCCCGUAACAUACGCCAGAGACUGAAUGAUCAGUAAAGGACUUUAAUUUGGAAAAUUCUGUUUUUAAACUGUGUGUUUCUAAGCAUAGCAAUAUUAUUUCUGUGUGCGCUUGGUGUGAUUAAAUGCUUUUCUAUUUUUCUUUU